Myripristis murdjan (pinecone soldierfish) is the source of this 531-nucleotide messenger RNA. Its product is annotated as transmembrane protein 240. Lineage: Eukaryota; Metazoa; Chordata; Actinopteri; Holocentriformes; Holocentridae. The record is from RefSeq and is a predicted model, not a curated record. The coding region runs from base 10 to 504 and encodes 164 amino acids. The transcript is spliced from 4 exons.
CCGUCCACCAUGAUCUUCAUGAUUUUAGGGUCUUCAGUUGUGAUGAUUGUAACUUGUGUGUUGGACAUGAACGCGCUCCUGGACCGCUUUCACAACGACAUCUUACCAUUUGUGCGGGGGGAGGACCGCAUCUGUGCCUGCACCUGUGGAAGGCACCAGGUUUAUCAUGUCCUUCCUUAUGAUGGAGGUCAAUCGGCGGUGGAUUCCACAAACUACUUUGCAAGCGACGGCGUGACCAAGCAGGAGAUGGAUGUUAUUCUUGGACUGGUCCUGGGUCUCUGCAUCAGCUGGUCCCUUCUGUGGCUGGACGGGGCGCUGCACUCUGUGCUCAGAGCCUGGAGGGCAAAGCAGCACCACGAUGUGGGUCUCUGGUCGUGGAUCCCCAGAUUCUGUAACCUUAGGGACUUGUGCAGACGGGUGCACCUAAAACAGACUGAGGACUCCGGUGAGGACAUGGUGCACAUCAAGCAAAAACUGUACCACAAUGGCCAUCGAAGCUUGUGACACUCAAAGGAUCCCAAUUAAACUGUG